Lentinula edodes (shiitake mushroom) is the source of this 2397-nucleotide messenger RNA. RefSeq lists its product as uncharacterized. The coding region runs from base 1 to 2397 and encodes 798 amino acids. The transcript is spliced from 10 exons. The record is from RefSeq and is a predicted model, not a curated record. NCBI's taxonomy places the organism in Eukaryota, Fungi, Basidiomycota, Agaricomycetes, Agaricales, Omphalotaceae.
AUGGAAAAGGGGCGCCUUCUCAGUCAAAUCGAGGAGUUGAAGAGAGAAUUGGCGCGCCGAAAUCAAGGAAACAUACCUAAAUCACGCGCAUCUCGACAACCAUCUAUCAAGCCGGUCGUGAUCAGUGAUGAUGAAGGCGAUGAUCUCGCUCAAGACAACUUGGGACCUAGUACAGUUGAUACAACCUCAAUCACCCGCAUCAAGAAUAACAAGAGAGUCCGAAGUAUAUCCCCAGAUGUGGAAAUUAUUGAAGUUGGACCUGUUGAUAAUGAGUUGAGUUCUCUUCUGAAGCGCCGAAGAGUACUAUCCCCAGAAUUAGCUCCAGUCAACGGCUCUCGUGCAGAUGCAGCACAUUUCGGGAACACUGACAUUAUCGAAAAGCCUUUGUCGAGUUUCACUGCUACACCAGGUGCCGACAGAGAUACGAAUGGUAUUCUGCCUCACAAGAAAUCUACUCGCCUAUGUCAAGCUACUCCCCCCUACACACCUUCUCAAGCUAGGGAAGAGUCGCAUGACGUUGGAGAGAGCCCCAACGUAGAACAGCAGCAAGGACAGCAAGAUUAUCUUUCCUCCUUGAAUUCCGACCGUGACGGUACAAUAGACUGCGGCUCACGCAGCGCCUUUCCUGCUUCAUCGACCAGCGAUGUUUUGCCGCACAUUGACCGGCAUGCAACAGCCACCGAAAAAGAUAGCGCACCUGUUACAAAGUCUAUCUUCAAUGGUGUUUCUCCACAAGGCUCUGCUACUGCGGGUGGCCUCGCUCAUCUUUUCCUCGAAACGGAGCAUGUUAUUGGCGAUAGCCCAGCGGUUAUCAAGCAUACUAAAGAUGAAUUGAAAAACCCUGUGCAUGCUCCCUUCAUCGGUGCUUCGUCUGCACCUACACCAUCUUCAUCUUCAUCCUCCAUUGCUGCCGCCGCACUUUCCUAUUCUCAUUCUCCUCUCCUAUCUUAUAGUCCAUUUACUUCAAGUUUACCUCCUACUGUCGACCGAGAUGCUGAGAUGAUACCUGCACCGAACGUUAUACGCGAGCUUCUUGCUCUGCCAAUUCCCACUGUGAUAUUUUAUUUUUUGUGUAUAUUCGUCCCGUUACUGACCAUGCCCAAGAUUUCAAGUGACGUUGUGGACGGAAUCAAACAUGAAAACAGAGUUCCGGAACAGCCAGUUUCCUUCGCAGUCAUGUCGCUUUCUUCUGAGUACCCGAAUCAACAGGCGCACGAUUCUAGCAAUCAUGCUGACUCAAGCAAGCACGGAAAGAAUGAAGAUCGAGAAGCACCCGCCACCACCACCAGCGUAAAAAGCUCUCUACAUGGUGAUAAUCCUCAUAGUACUGCCAAAGUAAAGGGGAAAAAGCGCUCACCUCAAACAUCUCGACUUUCCUCAGUACCUACCAUACUAGCUUUAGAUCCUCUGUGGGUCGAAGCCGUUGCCGGUUUCUUGCAUGAUACUCCUGCCCUUAUCAUCAAUCCUGAUCCUGACAUGAACUUUCGCGUUCCACGUGCACUCCUAGGCCAGAAGUACAAGAUCAGUACUGGAUCUUUCCAAGCUAUUGUCAAGGCACACCUCAAUCCGUCAUCUACCCCCAAUAACCCUCUUGUUCGUUCAAUCCUGUUCCCGUUUUACGACCAGAACCCUGAUCUUCCAGCAAAACCGGGAGAUCCCGGAAUCAUCUUGACGAAACGCACUGAUAUCCUGGAAAUUCAGCCUGCGACCAUCUUCAUCAACUACGAUGGGCGGGGCAAGACCCCAAGUGUCUGGCUCUACGCUGGAGAGUAUACAUUGAAGAAGUGCGCAGAGAUGACUGGAGAGCAGUUUUCUAGGCAACCUGUGAAGACACAAGAGCGGUGGGGACGUACCAUCAUCACACUGAAGCGAGAUAAUGUUUGGGCUCAAAUGCGAGCUCGUAUUUACCUGCGAAAGCACAAUAUGCCCCUGACCCACGAAAAUAUCAAGACGGAAUGCGACAAGAUUCAGGCUGUCAAAGGGAAUCCUGGGGUUCUUGACGUUCAGGAUGUUAUUGAUGCUUUUAUAAGGGGGGAUGAGUGCUUAGAUAUUAUCCAUAUGCAAUGUGUCGCCUAUGACCGUACAUUCCUCGAAGAUCUCCGGUCGAACAAGGCUGCAUCCACAGUGACAGACUCGGAUUCGAAAGUCGUGCAACCAACAAUAAAAUCGAAGAUGAAAUCACGGAUGAAAGGAAGCACUAAACGACAGGGUAUCGCUGCCGGGAGCGCACCAGAAGGCUCUGCGCCCGGUUUACGACGUUCCGCUCGAGAACGAAAGCCUUCGGGACGGACAUUUUUGGAAGCUGACCCUGAUCCUGACGUGCAUUUGGAUGGGUCAAUGAGUGAUCUCACUAACUCUGAUUAUCUCUACAGUUCUGGCGAGGAGGGUGAAGGAUGA